AUGAUCUUUGGUAACGCCCUCUCUCUUUUCGCACUCGCCCGCUACGUCGCCGCCAACGGCCUCGGUCUCGGCUCGGGUGGCCAAGUCAACGUCGGUGUCAGCCUCGGCCUCGGCCUCAGGCAGGGUGCUCCCUCUAGCCUCCGCGACCAGUGCUCCAACAAGGGCGACUCUCUCAGCGAGCUCCUUGGCAAGGUCUUCGGCUGUUCUGACGACAAUCGUACCGAACCCGAGAAUAGCCUCACUUGCCCCAAGGGCUGGUCCAUGCCCAAGGAGGAGAAGUGCUCAAGUCAGCACCUCGACAUCAACUCAGCGCCCGGUACCCUGUUCCAGGCGGCGAUAGGGCUGGGGAACCAGAGAAAGGCGCCAAUAAUCCAGAAGGCUGGGCCGGCCUGUAUCAUCGCCGUCAUCACCCCUUACAUGGUCGGUACCGACCAAGGCAACCUCGGCUCCAAGGUCUUCUUCAUCUGGGGUUCCACCUGUGUUAUCUGCUUCAUCUACGCCUACUUCUUCGUCUGGGAGACCAAGGGUCUUACCCUCGAGCAGGUUGACAGGAUGAUGGAGGAGUGCGGCUCUCCCCGACACUCUCCUGGGUGGAAGCCUCACACCACCUUCACUGCCGAGGUUCUCGGCCGUGACCAAGGUAUUGAGAAGGUCAGCAGCCAAGAGCAGCACGAGGAAGCUCCCGUCCAUGUCGUUUGGGCGGCUGCGCGUUGCGUCCACAGCUCUUACCCAUCUAGUUACUUAUUGCGUCCUUAG
Messenger RNA from Cryptococcus wingfieldii CBS 7118, 756 nucleotides. RefSeq lists its product as hypothetical. The transcript is spliced from 5 exons. Lineage: Eukaryota; Fungi; Basidiomycota; Tremellomycetes; Tremellales; Cryptococcaceae. Gene Ontology annotation, cellular component: membrane. Gene Ontology annotation, biological process: transmembrane transport; carbohydrate transport. Gene Ontology annotation, molecular function: carbohydrate:proton symporter activity. The record is from RefSeq and is a predicted model, not a curated record. Bases 1 to 756 code for a protein of 251 amino acids.